AUGUCGCCGUUCUUUCCGCAAUGCGCCCGUGGCGGGUCCGCUUGCAAACGCCGUCGGCGCCGUCGUCGUGUUGCCAGAUGAAUUGCGCGUCGGACACGCCUUUUGCCCGGAAGCUGAGCCCCCGGGACGAUGACGAAAUAGAGCGAUCGGCCGCUAGUGUUCCCGCUCGAGUUAUGCGUGCGCUGUGAAGCGUCUUCGCCGCGGUGCUUGGCGUCGACGCGCGGAUACAGCGGGUCGCUGAAGACAAACCCGGCUCUCGGCUUCUUGCGCGCUACGGCUUGUUGGCCUUGGAGGGCACUUCUCGGGCAGCACUGGCUUACCAGGCGAGAAGCGAUUCGACGCCUUCGUGUCGUCGCUGGCUCACUGCCAGUAGCCCCGAAUGAUGUCGCAUCUCCUCCACAGAAGCUUCCGAACCCACCGCCGCACGUACAGCACACCUGCGGCAGGCACGGUGACCUCGGUGCCCGACAGGAGUCCGAGGAACACGCUGCCCGCGUCGAGGGCUGCACUGACCGAUGUUCCGGAGCACGAGGAACUGCGCAGUGGAGGCAGGAGGCACGGAUCGCUCGGCUUCGUGUCUGCAGCGGCUACUCUGCCUGGUUCAGUUCAGGAGGCGAAGGUUUCCCUCACGAAGUACGCGCCGCUGAACGCUUCGGAAGGUGCUCUACCCAAGAACCGUGACUGGCUCCGCGGGCUCCGUUGUCGCUCUUCAUUCCAGCGUAGAACGUCACUUCUCUUCGCUCGCCCUUAUGGAUUGCAGCACACAAUCCGAAGUCUAUUCAAAGCCAAGGGCGUUCGCUUGGAAGCCGGAGAGAUGGCCAUACUCCAUGAAAAAAUACGGAUACUGGGAAGCUCAAAAGCCGGACCUUUCUUGUUCGACUCGUUCAAGCGGGAAAUUGAACUCUGCUUUACCACUCUUCUACAAAAGCUGCAAGCUGGGCCAAGGGAGAAACUCCUGCAAGUGCUGUCCUCUGAAUGGGAAAACUUGUUCCGACACGUCCUGCCUACCCUUGACAUGAUCUUGUACGUCGUCAAGGGCAAAGGGUCGACAACCGUGCGACAAGCAUUCCUUGUGGUAUUCCGAGACGCCGUCGUGACAAAGCUGGAUCUUGAAGAGCUCAUCAACGAGGAUACUCGCCAUUUCGUUCCCGAUGGAAUGCGACAUAUGCUUCUGAUCCUCUACAAUGUGAGCGACAGUUACCCACCAACAAAAACGAAGCUGAAGCUCGAAGGACUUCUUGCGCGGCUCGUGGUUCCGUUCUUGGGAUUUCAGGGCCUCUACGAAGGCAAGCCAGAACCCACUGUGAAAUCUGCUGAGCCUGAGGUCGCCGCACGACGAAAGUCAGCAGAUGGUGUACCGCUACCUAGGAAGUUGUCCCGACCAAUGAGCUCCCAGCCUCGGCAGAUCGAAACAUUGCAUGAGCUUUUCCUCACAGCUCUCCGAAAGCAGCCUGAUAUUUAGUCGGUAUAAAUCCUAUGCGUCUACAUUGUAUAUAGCGCAUCAUCACUGCAGAAUACAUGGAACCUAAUAAACAGCUAAGGUGUUCA
Molecule: messenger RNA, 1548 nt
Organism: Dermacentor andersoni
Lineage: Eukaryota; Metazoa; Arthropoda; Arachnida; Ixodida; Ixodidae
Product: proline-rich protein 5-like
Biological process (GO): TORC2 signaling
Cellular component (GO): TORC2 complex
Source: RefSeq, a predicted model, not a curated record